AUGGACGGGAUGCAGGACUCCUCCUUCAAAGAAAAGCCUCCCGCCAACGCUUGGCUCGCGAUGGUGAUACGAGCUGAAGGAGGGUUGGAUAGCCCAGGAGGCUCAGCCACUUCCUCACGGCCAGCCUCGCACGCCUCGCCAAUGAGAAAUCUCAGCUCAGCCUCUGGUGGGUUGUACGUGAGUGCACCGGGAAAGAUCAUUCUCUUCGGAGAGCACGCGGUCGUCUAUGGACGAACAGCUAUUGCCGGUUCGAUUGACUUACGAACUUAUGUUUCGUUGUUUACAUCAGCUGAUGGGCGAAUCUAUCUAUCGUUGCCUGAUUUGGGGGUUGAGAAGACGUGGAUGCUUAAAGAUCUCAUCCGAGCCGGUGAACGAUUGGCUGCAGAGUAUCCGAUCGAGGAGGAUCAGGCACCAUCGCUGGAGGUGUUGGUGCCGAUUGCGCGGAAGCUCUCCGGCUCGUGCGAGGAUCAAUGCGGUGUGCAACACCUCGCCAUUUUAGCUUUUUGGUAUCUCCUGCUUGGCGUCGUUCACCGGAAAAGAGAUCUUCUCGCCGUCAAAUGUACUGUACGCUUUAAAUUGCCGUCUUGCGUGGGUCUUGGAAGUUCGGGUGCCUAUUGUGUUUGUAUUGCCACUGCUCUCUUGCAAACUGCCGGCCUCAUUCCGCCGCCAUCGAUUCCCACCGAUGACGAGGGUUCAUUGACGUGGGAGGAGAAAGAUUUGGACACAAUUCGUAAAUGGGCCACCUCAGCCGAAUCGCUCAUUCAUGGACGAGCAUCCGGACUUGAUGCUGCCGUUUGUACCUAUGGUGGAGUCGCCAGCUACAAGCCGGGAACGCGGAUUGAGCAUUUGAAAAAUUUGCCGGAAUUGCGGGUAAUAUUGGUGAACUCAAAAGUUGAGCGAAACACGUCGAGAAUGGUGCAAACGGUGAAAGAGAGACUCAAAAAGUUUCCAUCCGUCGUCGAGGGGAUUUUCACAUCGAUAGACGCUAUCUCUAUUGAGGCGGCAAAGAUCUUGCAUCGACCCGAGGAAAACGGCGAGGGAGGACCGAGUGAGAAUGGCGGCUGCUCCGAGCACGAUCAUCACUCCUUGCAGGCGAAUGUACCCUCGAUCAAGAUGCGCUGGCUUUCCAACGAUGGCGGUCUCUCGUCAGAUGGCGAUCACCACUCGCUACAGCCAACAAGGGGCGGUUCGGUAAGAUCAACAUCAUUGGCUUCGUAUGUGGCAGGCGGGAAACGCGGCUCCUCAGCCUCAGCCAUUUCAGCAGCCUCCGAUAAAGGCGAACUCAUCGACACGUUCACCAAGCUCAAUGACUUGUGCCGAAUCAAUAAUCAAUUGUUGAUUGGGCUUGGAGUUGGACAUCCAAAAGUUGAUCAAAUUUGCACAACGUUAGCAAGAUAUGGAAUUCACCCAAAGAUGACCGGAGCUGGCGGUGGUGGAUCGGUUUUCGCUUUUUUAAAGCCAGACACUCCGCAAACGCUGUUGGACAUGAUUUCGAGUGAGUUGACGAAACUCGGCUACGAGGUUUGGCAACCGCCACUUGGUGGACCUGGAGUGGUUGAGCACACGAGGAAACCCGACUUGUUUCAAAUCACCUCCAAUAUGCUCUCGACACCAACGCCAAAACACAAA
This is a messenger RNA of Mesorhabditis belari, 1629 nucleotides long. The record is from the annotation of a GenBank genome assembly. Lineage: Eukaryota; Metazoa; Nematoda; Chromadorea; Rhabditida; Rhabditidae.